This is a messenger RNA of Cladocopium goreaui, 606 nucleotides long. NCBI's taxonomy places the organism in Eukaryota, Dinophyceae, Suessiales, Symbiodiniaceae. The record is from the annotation of a GenBank genome assembly.
AUGGCUGGUCUAAGCGCCGUGGCGCUUGGUGUCAUGAACAAUGUGGUCACUUUCUUGAACAAGACAUUCUUCACAGGAAAGAAUGGAAGAAAAUUGCACAUAAGUGUCAAUAGCAAAAGGCAUACAAACUUCAAGAUCAUCACUUUGGAUCACAUGAAGAAGAUGAAGAACAACGCCAUUGUGUGCAACAUCGGCCACUUUGACAACGAGAUUGCCAUGGAGGACUUGGAGAAUUUCCCUGGCAUCAAGGUUGAGAACAUCAAGCCACAGGUGGACCGCUUUGUGUUCCCUGAUGGCCACGGUGUGAUUGUCUUGGCAUCUGGCCGACUGGUGAACCUUGGCUGCGCCACCGGCCAUCCAUCUUUCGUGAUGUCCUGCUCCUUCACCAACCAGGUGUUGGCUCAGCUGGAUAUCUUGGAGAACUGCACCAAGAACAAGAAGUACAAGAACGAUGUGUACCUGCUGCCCAAGCAGUUGGAUGAGAAGGUGGCAGCUCUCCACUUGCCAUCUCUGGGUGCAAACCUGACAAAGCUCUCCAAGGAGCAGGCCGACUACAUCGGCGUCGGGGUGGAUGGUCCUUUCAAGCAGGACACCUACCGUUACUAA